AUGGCAGGUCAAGGUGGAGUAAGCUACGGUUAUUGGGAUGGUAUUGUACCUAUUGAAUCCCAACCAAAUCCAGAUAAUAUUCUUCGAUUUAGAGUGAAUACAAAGUGGGAAAUAGCACAUGAACCCCUUAAUUAUGGAGUUGAUUGUCUUUCUAAUUGUGGAGUUGGUCCUGGUAUGGCUUUUGCUAAUGCAAUUCUAAAAAAAGUUCCAAAUUUUGGAGCUAUUGGUUUAGUGCCAUGUUCUAGGGUUAAGAUUUCUCUUAGAGAUGGAGGAACACUUAGAGCACUUCUGUGGUAUCAUGGUGAGAGUGAUUCAAAGGACAAAUACACUGCUAAAUAUUACAAAUCCAAAUUUGAGAAGUUUGUUCAAGACCUACGUACUGAAUUGAAUUCUCCUCUACUUCCUGUUGUUGUGGUACUGCUUGCUGUUAUUGCUUCUUUCUCAUUUUUUUUGUACCGAGGGUCUAUCGGCAAUAACCUUUCUACCCUCACAAAGAUAGGGGUUGUUCUACACCAUCCUAAACAACCGUUUGUAGGAGAAUUUGUAGAUGUAGUGAGAGAAGCACAAUUUGAUAUUGAUCUCCCAAAUGUAAUAAAGGUUGACGCUAAGGGUCUACCACUGAAUUCGGAUGGCAUUCAUAUCACAACCCAAGGCCAAGUCAAACUUGGUAAUAUGAUGGCUGAGGCAUUUCUCAGAGCCAAAUUUGCAUCUGCUAAAAAUAAUUCUAACAAAGAUUUAUCAUAUGAUGUACUAGUCUAUCGACUUACUUCUUCCUUCAACCCUUAA
Molecule: messenger RNA, 786 nt
Organism: Nicotiana tabacum (common tobacco)
Lineage: Eukaryota; Viridiplantae; Streptophyta; Magnoliopsida; Solanales; Solanaceae
Source: RefSeq, a predicted model, not a curated record